Messenger RNA from Platichthys flesus (European flounder), 7506 nucleotides. RefSeq names its product dicer 1, ribonuclease type III (gene dicer1). NCBI's taxonomy places the organism in Eukaryota, Metazoa, Chordata, Actinopteri, Pleuronectiformes, Pleuronectidae. The transcript is spliced from 28 exons. The record is from RefSeq and is a predicted model, not a curated record. Gene Ontology annotation, molecular function: deoxyribonuclease I activity; RNA binding; protein binding. Gene Ontology annotation, cellular component: cytoplasm; RISC complex; nucleus. Bases 217 to 5913 code for a protein of 1898 amino acids. Gene Ontology annotation, biological process: pre-miRNA processing; apoptotic DNA fragmentation; siRNA processing.
CAAGUGGUCCCACCGUGAGAGGAAACCCACCAAAUCGGAUAAGCAAGGCUGGAUGGCAGUGAGGAUAUCAAACGAAUGAUUUCAAGCCAUUUAGUCAAGACGAUCAAUCUACAAUCAUACACCAAGUGAGAUUAAGUACAUAAUUUGACCAAUAUGAAAUGAAAUAAAGUGGACUACUGGAGGAGCCCAGCCCCCUGACCUCCAAGUCUUUGAAACAUGGCGGGUUUACAGCUUGUCACUCCUGCUACUUCACCCAUGGGGCCUUUCUUUGGCCUGCCAUGGCAGCAGGAGGCUAUCCAUGACAACAUCUAUACACCCAGGAAAUAUCAGGUAGAACUUCUUGAAGCAGCUCUUGAACAUAAUACUAUUGUCUGCUUGAAUACUGGCUCAGGGAAGACCUUUAUUGCAGUACUUCUAACAAAAGAGCUCUCCCACCAAAUCCGUGGACAUUAUCAGAGAGACGCCAAGAGGACUGUUUUUCUGGUGAACACAGCUUUGUCUGUAGUUCAGCAAGCAGCUGCAGUCAGGACUCACUCCGACCUUCAGGUGGGAGAGUACACAGAUUUGGAGGAAACCUCAGCAUGGACCAACCAACGUUGGAGUCAAGAGAUAACCGAGAAUCAGGUGCUGGUCAUGACUUGCCACAUAUUCCUGCAUGUUUUGAGGACUAAAAUCUUACUUUUAUCUAAACUCAACUUGGUGGUUUUUGAUGAUUGUCACCUGGCCAUUACAGACCACCCCUACUGUGAGAUAAUGAAGCUGUUUGAAGAGUGUUCAUGUAGUCCUCGUAUCCUGGGUCUCACAGCUUCUCUUCUAAAUGGAAAAUGUGACCCUUCAGACCUGGAGCAAAAGAUCCAGAAUUUGGAAUCAAUCUUGAAGAGCAAUGCUGAGACUGCCACCGACCUUGUUGUCCUGGACAGAUACUCCUCUCAGCCAAGAGAAGUUGUGCUGGACUGUGGCCCCUAUUUGGACAAGAGUGGUCUUUCUUCCCAUUUGUUGAUUGAACUGGAUGAAGCUCUCUACUUCCUGAACGAUUGCAACAUGUCUGUUGACAGGGAGGAUCGCAAUCCUACAUUAAUUUCCAAACAGAUCCUGAGUGACUGCCGGGCUGUGCUGCAGGUGCUGGGGCCCUGGUGUGCAGAUAAGGCGGCAGGCAUUAUGGUGCGGGAGCUCCAAAAGUAUAUCAAACAUGAGCAGGAAGAGCUCAACCGUAAGUUCCUGCUCUUCACUGACACCAUCCUGCGCAAAGUGCAUGCCCUCUGCGAGGAGCACUUCUCCCCUGCUUCACUGGACCUCAAGUAUGUCACCCCUAAGGUCAUCCGGCUGCUUGAGAUUCUCCACGAAUACAAGCCCUUUGAGCGGCAGCAGUUUGAAAGCGUUGAGUGGUACAACAAUCGGAACCAGGACAACUAUGUGUCCUGGAGUGACUCAGAGGAUGACGAUGAGGAUGAGGAGGUGGAGUCCAAAGAGAGGCCUGAAUCCAACUUUCCCUCACCUUUCACCAACAUUCUGUGUGGGAUCAUCUUUGUGGAGAGGCGUUACACAGCUGUUGUUCUCAACCGUCUAAUCAAAGAAGCUGGGAAGCAGGACCCAGAGCUGGCUUAUAUCAGCAGCAACUUCAUCACUGGCCAAAGUAUUGGCAAAAACCAGCCACGGAACAAACAGAUGGAGGUGGAGUUUAGGAAACAAGAGGAGGUUCUCCGCAAAUUCCGGGCUCAUGAAACCAACCUCCUUAUUGCCACCAGCAUUGUGGAGGAAGGUGUGGAUAUUCCAAAGUGUAACCUGGUAGUGCGAUUUGACCUGCCCACUGAGUACAGGUCCUACGUCCAGUCCAAAGGCAGAGCUCGGGCUCCUGUCUCCAACUACAUAAUGCUGGCUGACUGUGAGAGGACCAAAGCUUUCGAGGAAGAUCUCGCUACAUACAAGGCCAUUGAGAAGAUCCUGAGGAACAAGUGUGCCAAGUCAGUUGAGGUGAUUGACUUUGAAGUGGAGCAGGUUCUGGAUGAUGACAACACCCUUCCACCUUAUGUGCUUCGAUCUGAGGAUGGAGGUCCCCAGGUCACCAUUAACACAGCCAUUGGACACAUUAACAGGUAUUGUGCUCGGCUACCCAGCGAUCCAUUUACCCACUUGGCACCCAAAUGUAAAACUUUGGAGAUGCGGGAUGGAUGCUUCCAGUCAACACUCUACUUACCCAUCAAUUCCCCUCUGCGAGUCCCUGUUAAGGGUCCUACAAUGACCUGUGCCAGAUUAGCAGAGAAAGCUGUUGCACUAGUAUGCUGUGAGAAACUCCACAAAACGGGUGAGUUGGAUGAUCACCUGAUGCCCGUUGGGAAGGAGACUGUCAAGUAUGAGGAGGAGCUGGACCUCCAUGAUGAGGAGGAGACCAGUGUCCCAGGCCGACCUGGUUCCACCAAAAGGAGGCAGUGCUACCCCAAAGCGAUACCAGUGUGUCUGAGGGACAGUUAUGCUGUAGACAUAUACUAUCUAUAUGUGAUUGGGAUGGUCCUUACCACCCCUCUCCCAGAUGAACUCAACUUCCGCAGAAGGAAGCUCUACCCACCAGAGGACACCACCAGGUGCUUUGGCAUCCUUACUGCCAAACCCAUACCUCGAAUCCCUUAUUUCCCAGUGUACACUCGCUCGGGUGAAGUGACCAUCUCCAUUGAGCUGCAAAAGUCUGGCUUCAUGCUCACAUCCAACCAGCUCAACCUCAUCACCCGCCUGCACCAAUACAUCUUUUCCCACAUACUCCGCCUGGAGAAACCUGCACUGGAGUUCAAGCCCACGCUAGCAGACUCUGCUUACUGCAUACUACCUCUGAAUUUUGUUGGGGACUCCAACACACUUGAUAUGGAUUUUAAGUUCAUGGAGGACAUUGAGAAGUCUGAGGCCCGCACUGGCAUUCCUACCACUCAGUACACCAAACAGAACCCCUUCACCUUCAAGUUGGAGGACUACCAGGAUGCUGUCAUCAUUCCAAGGUAUCGUAACUUUGACCAGCCUCAUCGCUUCUAUGUAGCCGAUGUGUACACAGACCUGACGCCGCUUAGCAAGUUUCCUUCACCAGAAUACGAGACGUUUGCUGAGUACUACAAAACCAAGUACAACCUGGAUCUGUCCAACCUAAAUCAGCCACUCCUGGAUGUUGAUCAUACCUCCUCCAGACUGAACCUGUUGACCCCUCGGCACCUCAACCAGAAGGGAAAAGCCCUGCCACUUAGCAGUGCAGAGAAGAGGAAGGCCAAGUGGGAGAGUCUGCAGAACAAACAGAUCCUGGUUCCAGAGCUGUGUGCCAUCCACCCUAUCCCUGCCUCCCUGUGGAGGAAAGCCGUGUGUCUGCCAAGCAUCCUCUACCGACUCCACUGCCUCCUGACUGCUGAGGAGCUCAGAGCCCAGACAGCCAGUGAAGCUGGAGUGGGAGCCCAGACCCUCCCACCUGACUUCAGGUAUCCAAACCUGGACUUUGGCUGGAAGAGAUCCAUAGAUAGCAAAACAUUUAUCUCCUGUCCUGAGUCCUUCAGAGAGGAUAGCAAGGGUCACUGUAAGCACCAACAGACAAUAACCCCUGACCCCAGUUGCCUAACACAACCCAAUAGUUACCACUCUUCUCUGCCUGAGCAGGGGGCCCUUGCAGCCCCUGAGUCUGAAGACACCACCUGUACCCGCAACCUAAUUAAUGGCACUGCCUUUGUCACACACUGUGACAACAGCAGUCACCAAGACAAGCACCUUCUCCAAUAUGACAACUGCCAAUGCUCCCAGCCCAGCUUUCCUAUGCUGCCAAGCCCUGAAUCGAUACAAACCACUACCUCAGUUCCUGUGCAGCCCUUACACAGCUUGAAGAAUUCCUGUCCCCCCCAGUCUAGUGAAGGAUCUGGGAGGAUUUCAGAAAACACAAAUAAAGCUACCUCAGUCUGCAGCCGAGAAACCACGGCUUCCAACACUCCCACAGCACCUUUUCCUCAUCUUGUCUCUGACUCCCAGCACAGAGUCCAGAUAGGAGUCUCCCCCAAAAGUCUGGGGCCCAACCCCGGCCUCAUCCUGCAGGCCUUGACCCUGUCAAACGCAAGUGAUGGCUUCAACCUGGAGCGGUUAGAGAUGCUGGGUGACUCCUUCCUUAAGCAUGCCAUUACCACAUACCUGUUCUGUACCUAUCCUGAUGCUCACGAGGGACGACUCAGUUACAUGCGCAGCAAGAAGGUGAGCAACUGUAACCUGUAUCGUCUGGGGAGGAAGAAGGGGCUCCCAAGCAGGAUGGUGGUGUCCAUCUUUGACCCCCCUGUAAAUUGGCUCCCUCCUGGCUACGUGGUCAACCAAGAUAAAUGCAUCAUUGACAAACAGGAUUUAGAGGCCAAAGAAGAGCUUCUGGUCAAUGGGCAAUCUGAGAACGACGAUGAUGAGAAUGAGAAGGUAGUUGAAGAAGUGGAUGACGGCGGUGAGGUAAUGCUGAAGGAUGAACCAAAUGAGGGCAACAUGGAAGAUGAUCUGGAGUACUACAAUGAACACAUUAAAUUCAUUGAUAACAUGUUGCUAGGAUCUGGUGCAUUUGCAAAGAAGAUCUCUUUGAGUGUUUUCCCUCCAUCUCCCACCGUGGCCUCGGCUUCCUCACCCGUAGUGGAGUCUCCAUAUGAAUGGAAGGCCCCCAAGAAGCCCCACCAAAGCUCCUCAGCUUACCAACCCUCUGAGCCGGCAUCCAGCGGGUCCUUAGCUGAAGAGUUUGACUACAGUUCGUGGGAUGCCAUGUGCUACCUGGACCCUAGCAAGGUCGGAGACGAGGAUGACUUUGUGGUGGGUUUUUGGAAUCCAUCGGAGGAGAACUGUGGAGUUGAGCUUGGCAAGCAGUCAAUUUCCUACGAUCUGCACACAGAGCAGUGUAUCGCAGACAAGAGCAUUGCUGACUGUGUGGAGGCUUUGCUUGGCUGCUACCUAACCAGUUGUGGAGAAAGAGCUGCCCAGAUGUUCCUCUGCUCAUUGGGCCUAAAGGUGUUACCAUUGGAGAGAGGGCGCCUAACAGGAGCUCUUGGGCAAAGCUGUCUGACAACAACUAUUGACCUGUGUUAUGGCUGGUUAAAGAUCCCACCCCGCUGCAUGCUGGACCAUCCAGAUGCAGAGCAAACUCUAAACCACCUAAUUUCUGGUUUUGAAAACUUUGAAAGAAAGAUCAACUACACCUUUCAGAAUAAGGCUUACCUCCUGCAAGCCUUUACCCAUGCAUCUUACCAUUACAACACCAUUACAGAUUGUUACCAGCGGCUUGAGUUCCUUGGUGAUGCAAUUUUAGACUACCUCAUAACAAAGCACCUUUAUGAAGACCCACGGCAGCACUCACCUGGUGUGCUGACUGACUUGCGCUCAGCACUCGUUAACAACACCAUCUUUGCCUCUCUGGCUGUCAAGUACGACUACCACAAGUACUUCAAGGCCAUCUCACCUGAGCUUUUCCAGGUCAUUGAUGACUUUGUGCAGUUUCAGUUGGAGAAGAAUGAGAUGCAAGGCAUGGAUUCUGAGCUACGACGCUCUGAGGAAGACGAGGAGAAGGAGGAGGACAUUGAGGUUCCUAAGGCCAUGGGGGAUAUCUUUGAGUCGUUAGCCGGAGCAAUUUACAUGGAUAGCAGGAUGUCAUUGGAGAGGGUUUGGCAAGUGUAUUAUCCUAUGAUGAGGCCACUUAUAGAGAAAUUCUCUGCCAAUGUGCCACGCUCUCCUGUGAGGGAGCUUCUGGAGAUGGAACCAGAAACUGCCAAGUUCAGCCCUGCAGAGAGAACGUAUGAUGGAAAGGUGCGGGUGACGGUGGAGGUAGUUGGCAAGGGCAAGUUUAAAGGAGUUGGCCGCAGUUACCGGAUCGCCAAGUCAGCAGCGGCAAGACGAGCUCUGCGUAGCCUCAAAGCCAAUCAACCUCAGGUCAAUAACUGAGCUCCUUCUCUUCGCUCAGUAUUAGCACCUAAGCUAUUGACACUACAGAAGAAAAUGCAACAUCGACUUCCCAGCACAGACUGAUGCAAACCCUGUAUAUUCAGCCUGCAAUGGCACAGCCAGGACAACUGUGCGAAGAUGCAACAGAAGAAGCAGACUGAGCUCAAAACAGACAGAACAGUGGCUCUCUUACAUUUUAGGUUUUCUUUUUUCGCGCAAACACAAUCUUUAUUUCCCUCUAUUUCGUGUAAUCACAUGAGUACUUUAUUAACAUUUAGUCAAUUGUUUAAAAAAAAAGGUUAGGUCACAAUCUAUUUCUCAGUUUUGUUUGUUAACCUUUAUGUCAGAUAGUUGAGACUUAUGCUUAUUGUGUAGUAUUAGACUGUAAAAUAUUAGUAUCAAAUUGCAAAUCAAAGUAGGUAAGAAAAAAUAAAAAUAUAACUAAACUCCUCAGCCUCUGCACUAGUGCCAAGCAGUUUAGAAGUGGUUUUUAAACGCUAAUAGCAGACAUGGCUAACAGAGACCUCUGUCUGAAAUCUGUCUUGAAAUGGUAUUCUAAAUGGUAUUUUUUAUAAUUUUUGCACUUAUUAGGAUCUGUUAUAUUUACAGCUGUGUGGUAACACUGACACCAAAAUCAUAUUUGUAGCCGAUGAAUAUAUAUAAAAAAAUGUAUAAAGAUUAAAAUUGCGUAAAUGAUAUUCUUGCCUUUGAUGCUAAAAUUCACCCUCAUAUUGAAAAAUGAAUAGGGAUUUCAACAUUCCCAGUUGCUGUACUUUAAAUUAAUUUUUAACAACUGGAUGACUUCUAUACAUUUUCUAUGGCUGUAACUCAAAGUGAGUGAAAGCAACAUUGGAUGUUUUUGGCAUUAUCUUAGAAAUUUGGCUUAAUGUUUUUUGAUAUCAAGAAUGGAUGGAAUUGAAAUAUUAAUUCUUACUCUGUAAAUGUCUUUCCAUCGAGCAACAUAUUCAGUUUUGAUCUAAAAAGAAAGACCUAUGAGACAUAAAAUAUACCAUAUGCUGCACCAUUUUCUACAAAUUGGAUACUUGUGUAUAAGAUGCAUAGAAUCUUUUACGAAUACAGCAAAUUCAUUUCAACACACACAGUGUUACUCACAUCCCAUACCAACCAAAGCUAUAGCAGAUUUGAUACUUUAAGGCUUGAGUCGAUUCCUAGGGAUAAGGAUACCAGACAUUUCUUUUUUUCUGACAAAUUUUGCCUCACUAAAUGUCUUUUGUUGUUCAUCAGAAAGCCCCUUUUUGACUUGAAUACCUCAGUUAAUUGCAUGCAUUUUCUUUUUUCUUUUGUUUGGUGCUAUGUUUUUGUAUUAAGCUUGAAUUUCUCAUCUUUUUGCACUGUAACUAUAAUACCUCUUUAUUAUACUUUUUUUAAUCUGUUUUAUUUGGUUGUCCUGUUUGUCAACCUUCAGUCUGUAAAAUAUUUCAUUAUUUCUUAUUUCUAGUGUUAAAAAUCUUUUUUUGAAUUCUGUGUUAAUUGAACAGAAAUAAUCUAUCAGAAAUGGGUCAGUGCUUGUAGAAGUAAUCCGAUUGCACUCUUAAACGUUAAAUAUACUCCAAAAAAUAGGCAGAGCGGAAA